This is a messenger RNA of Scutellospora calospora, 147 nucleotides long. The record is from the annotation of a GenBank genome assembly. Lineage: Eukaryota; Fungi; Glomeromycota; Glomeromycetes; Diversisporales; Gigasporaceae.
AUGAAAAGGCAGAGAAACUCUUACACAGUUGAGGAAAAAUGUAAAGCUGUAGAUUUGGCCUGCCUUUUUCCUCAAAAUAACUUACGAAGCAUUGGCUCUGGACGUCAUGUACUUUUUCCUGAGGAGGAGGCUCAACUUUAUGAGUAG